Messenger RNA from Hordeum vulgare subsp. vulgare (domesticated barley), 1536 nucleotides. Its product is annotated as actin-related protein 2/3 complex subunit 2A. Gene Ontology annotation, biological process: actin filament polymerization; Arp2/3 complex-mediated actin nucleation. Gene Ontology annotation, molecular function: structural constituent of cytoskeleton; actin filament binding. The record is from RefSeq and is a predicted model, not a curated record. The coding region runs from base 256 to 1308 and encodes 350 amino acids. Gene Ontology annotation, cellular component: actin cytoskeleton; Arp2/3 protein complex. The transcript has 9 exons. NCBI's taxonomy places the organism in Eukaryota, Viridiplantae, Streptophyta, Magnoliopsida, Poales, Poaceae.
UUGCAUCUCCGCUCCCUGUCCACUUUCCUUCUUUCCCUUCUGCCCGUUUGUCUCCCCAUUCCGAAUCGCAUCUCGCGGCGGCCGGCGAUCCCCCAGAAGCGAAGAUCUAUCGGGGUUGCGCAGCGCCACCGCCGACGGAAGCCCCCAGCGAGCGCGGCCGCACCACCGUGACGCGCCUCUUUCUCCACCCGUUCGAUCAGAUUUCGGUAGGCGGGGUCGAGCGGGGCUGGUUCGCAGGAGAAGGGAUACGGGAGGAUGAUACUGCUCCAGUCCCCAUCCAGGUUUAUACUCCAGAUCCUGAAGGAUCGCGUCUCCAGGUACGCCGCUGCUCAGCCGAUCUUUCUUUGUGGACCUAAUGGUAUAUCGCAUGUGGCUCAUGCGGAGUAUUCGCGCUGCAGCGGCGACAAGGGCGUGGACAUCGAUUGCCACACGGUGGAGUUCGACGAUGUGCGGUAUCAUAUACAGUUUUCAACGAGGAAUCCAAAGGUAAUGGUGCUAUCAGUGGCAUUGCCCCUCGCACCACCUGAGGCUAUUCUCUACGACGGGCUUCCUCUUGGUGCUAUUGAUGCUAUAAAGGCGGCUUAUGGGACAGUGGUUCAAAUUCUUGAUCCUCCAAAGGAUUGCUUUGAUCUCACAAUGAAGAUAAACUUAACAAAGCUUCCGACAGAUGAAGAGCAGCGGAAUGUUGUCUUGACACAAAUUGCAUCUGUGAGGGAGGUUGUGCUGGGUGCACCGCUGAAGCUUCUGCUCAAGCAUCUAGCUUCAAAGACAGUGGCUCCUAACGUGGAUAAGCUGGUUGCCCUUGUUCACCGUCCUAAUGAAUCCUUCUUCCUUGCUCCCCAGGCAGACAAAGUUACGGUUGUGUACCCAAUGAGGUUCCAGGAUUCAAUUGAUAUUGUCCUAGCAACUUCGUUUUUGCAGGAAUUUGUAGAAGCAAGGCGGACUGCUGCACUUAAUAAUGCUCCUUCGUGUAUGUGGUCUCCAGUACCACCUCUUGAGUUAAAAGGCGUGAAUGCUGAUGCACUUGAUGCAAACGCUGGUUUUGUUACUUUUGUUGUUUUCCCUCGGCAUGUUGAGGGUAGAAAGCUAGACAAAACAGUUUGGAGUUUGUUAACCUUUCAUGCUUAUGUAAGCUACCAUGUAAAGUGUUCUGAAGGAUUCAUGCACACUAGGAUGAGGCGUAGAGUUGAGUCUCUGAUCCAGGCUUUGGACCGUGCUAAAUCGGAUGCAGAGAAGCUGAAGAAGUUGGUACAUGGCGGGUCUUUUCGGAGACUGAGCAUGAAGCACGAAGGCGACUCUCGUCACUGAAGGAAGACUCGGACAAGCAAAUAUAUGAAGGUUUUGCUCAACUUUCCAUCAUGGGUGCUAUUGGUAGAACACUUGUUUCAACUUCCGGUAAGACUGGGGUGGCAACCGUUGAGACAACAUGAGCACCCUACUGUUUGCCCGUCCCUUGUUUGUUUGUUCCGGGAGGAUAUUGUAUUUUGGUCGAAAUUCGACUUGAGGAAUAGGCGCAAUUUAAUUGGUCUUUGUAAA